Molecule: messenger RNA, 4310 nt
Organism: Heteronotia binoei (common prickly gecko)
Lineage: Eukaryota; Metazoa; Chordata; Lepidosauria; Squamata; Gekkonidae
Gene: CLIP4
Product: CAP-Gly domain containing linker protein family member 4
Exons: 15
Coding region: 57-2165 (702 amino acids)
Biological process (GO): cytoplasmic microtubule organization
Cellular component (GO): nucleus; cytoplasm; microtubule plus-end
Molecular function (GO): microtubule plus-end binding
Source: RefSeq, a predicted model, not a curated record
CAAGUGUCAUCUUCAUUGGAAUUCUCCUUUUGUUGUUAAAGGUAGAUUUUUAGAAUAUGACCAUAGAGGAUCUUCCUGACCUUUCCACAGAAGGAAACUCAUCAACAAGAAGAUAUCCAUAUUUCAUUCCAGGCUCUGAACGUUCUGUUAGCUAUUCCGUUUCUGCUGCUCCAAUGCCUUCUGAAUGUGAGUUCUCCUUUUUUGAUCCCAAUGAUGCAGUAUGCCAGGAAAUUCUUUUUAACCCCAAAACAUCAGUCUCUGAACUAUUUGCUAUCUUAAGACAGUGGGUCCCUCAAGUUCAACAGAACAUUCAUAUCAUUGGGAAUGAGAUCAUUAAGAGAGGCUGCAAUGUGAAUGACAGAGAUGGAUUGACUGACAUGACUCUUCUUCAUUACACGUGCAAGUCAGGGGCUCAUGGUAUUGGUGAUGUUGAGACUGCUGCCAAAUUUGCCUCACAACUUAUUGGCUUGGGUGCAGAUAUCAGUUUGAGGAGCCGUUGGACGAAUAUGAAUGCAUUGCACUAUGCUGCUUACUUUGACGUUCCGGAGCUUAUUAACGUUAUUUUGAAAAAUGCAAAGCCCAAAGAAGUGGAUGCUACUUGCAGUGACUUUGAUUUUGGAACAGCUUUGCAUAUUGCUGCCUUCAACUGUUGCACAGGAGCUGUAAAGUGUUUAUUGGAACAUGGAGCCAAUCCUGCCUUUAGGAAUGACAAAGGGCAGACACCAGCAGAUGUGGUUCCUGAUCCAGUCGACAUGCCUCUGGAGAUGGCAGAUGCAGCAGCAAGUGCUAAAGAGAUCAAGCAGAUGCUCCUAGAUGCCGUGCCUCUCUCAUGUGACAUUUCCAAGGCUAUGCUUCCAAAUUAUGAUAAUGUCAGUGGUAAAACCAUGCUUGGAUCACUUGGUCUAAAGCUGGGAGAUCGAGUUGUCAUUGCUGGACAGAAGGUUGGCACAUUAAAAUUUUGUGGCACAACGGAGUUUGCCAGUGGACAGUGGGCUGGCGUAGAAUUGGAUGAACCUGAAGGAAAAAACAAUGGAAGUGUUGGAAAAAUUCAGUACUUCAAGUGUGCACCAAAACAUGGUAUCUUUGCACCUCUCUCUAAAAUAAAUAAAGCUUCAGGACACAAAAAGAAUUCAAGAACUUCUUUCUCACGACCUUUGCCUGUAAUAAAGUCAAAGAAAAUUGAUGUGAAACAUAUUACUUCCAAAGUGAAUUCUGGCUUAUCUACAGUGAAAAAGGAGACUACUACAGAAUCCACAUUUUUGGGAAGUGAAGAAGGAAUGAAAAGUCCAACUGGUAAAGAAGCAGCUUCUCUUGGAUCCAGCAGUUCCUCAUCUUCUACUACCUCUUUGGAAGGCAAACAGAAUUGUCCCAAGAAAUGGAAUUCCACAAGUAAUAGCAGAAAAGAAAACUUUAAAGCCCAUUCCACUGCAUCUAAAGUCAGCAUUAGAGGAAAUAGUACCUUUCCAUCUGCAAGAAGGAAUCCUUUUGAAGAGGGAGAAAUUCAGAUUGGAGACAAAGUGCUGGUAGUAGGGCAGAGGACUGGAAUAGUUAGAUUCUAUGGGACAACAAGGUUUGCACCAGGGGUUUGGUGUGGAAUAGAGCUGGACAAGCCACGUGGCAAGAACGAUGGUUCAGUUGCAGGCGUGCAAUACUUCAGCUGCCUCCCAAGAUAUGGGGUCUUUGCGCCACCAUCCAGAGUGCAGAAGUUAACAGGUUCAUUAGAUUCUCUGACAGAUGUUUCAUCAAGUAAAAUGAAUAAUUCUUUCCCUGGUUUUCGACGAAGUUUCAGUACAACUUCUGCAUCUUCCCAAAAAGAGAUAAAUAGGAGAAAUUCCUCUGUCAAGUCAAAAAACUCUGCCCUACGGCGCAGUUGGAGCAACACCACAGCAAUGAGUACCGAGAGUCCUGUGAAGCUGCAUGAGGGUUCCCAGGUCCUCCUAACCAGUUCCAGUGAGAUGGGCAUAAUUCGCUACAUUGGUCCUACCGACUUUGCUCCUGGGGUAUGGCUUGGUCUGGAACUGAGGAGUGCCAAGGGCAAGAACGACGGCUCAGUGGGGGAGAAGCGGUAUUUCACUUGCAAACCAAAUUAUGGAGUGUUGGUGCGGCCCAGCAGAGUAACCUAUCGUGGGAUUAAUGGGGUGAAACUUGUGGAUGACAUCUGCUGAAUCAUAAUGCUCCAGAUUUGAGACAAGAGUCUGCAAAGUAAAGCACACAAAGGAAUCCAGCCAUCACCUGCAUGGCAUUCUGUUCUAUCUAAAGUCCUAAACAUGUACGCCUAUAAUGCAUACAAAGCAAUAGCCAGAUCACAGAUGCAUUAUUACUCUGAGGAAUGAAAUGGUAAUAGCUUUUCCUUUCAGAACAGCCCUUGCCUGAGAGCUGGUUGCAGAAAAGACAUCUUGGAUGUGAGAUGUCACAUUGUUGGAAUAAUAGACUGUUUCUCUCUGGUUCCAUUUUGGCUUGGCUUGCCUCUUCACAAAUGAGCUUUUCAUCCCAUAUUCUAAUGAAGCUGUAAUGCUUUACAUUCUGCAACUCAAGAGCUUGUUAAACAAAACAGUAGUGUCUGUCAGCCUCUGAAACCAUCUUGGCCUUCUCUAGAAAAAAAAAUGAAUACCCAUAAAGAGAGAGGGAAACUUGACAGUAUUUAAGAAAAAAAAGGUUGUGAAAAACUAGUAGUUUAUUAUUCAGACAGCUUCCCUAAAGCACAAAGUAACCAACUGAAAAGUGUCUGAAGAGAAUGGCUGCUUCAGUGCUACAUACGUGAGCAGACUGAAUAAAAAAGGGGAAAAGCUAAUAAACAGCACAAAUAUUUUCAGGUUUGUAGUAAAAGCACUUUUUUACAGUAUGUGUGUGUGUGUAAAAAAAAGAUAGCAGCAUGCUAGAAGCACUUUUGGAAAUAUUGUUGGAACAAGUAUUAUGCACUUUUAUUUCUCCUAUCUGGAGAGGUUUCCCCCAGAUAUCUUGCUGGGGGGAAUCUUUUGUAUGCUGAGGCUUCACACUAUAAUAUAGCAGUGUUCUAUAUGCAUUAAAACAAAAAAAAACUCUAUUCUCCAACCAGAUUGGCCAGUGAGUCACUUUGGUGCUGCUUGCAUGCAAGAUACCCCUCAGGAAACAUGUGUCCUCCUAACAUGGGAUGAGAACAUUUCCUUCAGUUGGAGCAUCGAGAACUAUGGCCUAAGCUUCAUUAGUAUCCCAGGGCAGUCCAAUCAAUGCAACCUUCUGGUAAGAAAAGCUGCAGAAAACCCCAGAGCAAUUCCACAGGGGUUAGCUGUCAGUUUCCCCUCUCUCCUAGCACAGGCAUCCAUAGGCAACUACAGCAGGAGGAUCAUUAGGCCAUAUGGCAGUUGCUCAGCAGGCUGAGAGGCCACCACUUGCUGAUGGAGAGUAGAAAAUUAAGGUGGACUGAGAAUUUGGUGCUUUCAGACCCAAUACCAGUAAAUCUUUGGUGUUUUGUACAGUGCAAUAAGCUUCCUAUAUCACUGCAGGCCCGUUUUUAGAACAGCUAGUCACAACAUUGCAUUUAAUUAUUUCAUGUGUCCUAGCAGUCCUUGCCUUUGUUUUUGAUAUAAUUGCUACAUUGUUUCCUAGACUUUAGAAGGAUCCUAUGUUAAAACUGGUGUGUCUUCUAGGAAGCAGCAUUUGAGGAUACGAUAAUGAUAACUUUGCAGUAACAUGCCUUUCUGAAAUAACUGGCUGAUUUAUAAAUUAAUUUUAGUGCAUAUUGAAACAUCAUAUAUUUUAAUUGCUCAGCAUAUUUUAACUGCAAUCAUAUUAACUUCAAAACUGCAGAAGCAACAAAAGGACUUCCUCAAUAGGAAAAGGAGGCUAGUCUAAUUGUACUUGAAAGUUAAAUGAUAUCAGUUUUCUAUUUUUAGACUGAAUUCUAGCUGCUUGUAAAAGUGUAUUAUAUUUUAAGCAUUGCUAGAACUAUUUUUCCCAAGCUAGAAUAUUGCUUUCUAGUUAAUGGAAGAAAUUAACUAAAGAUAAUGGCUAUAACUUGCAAUUCUAAGCAUAUUUUAAUAUGAGUAAUCUGAAAAUCAGUGAUGUGUAGUUGAGGAUGCAGAUGUAUUUUGAUGCACUGAACCUGGCCAUAUUCGGCAUCUGUUUCCUUGGUGUUUAGAUUUCUUUUGUUAUGAACCUGCUGUUGAGAGUUGUUUGGAUUUAAUGAUAUCCAUUGCUUUUGGACGAUGGUAGAUUAUUUUGAAAUACUGAAAAUUGGGUGUUCUUUUUGGGGGGCAGGUAUCACUUUAACAAAAUAUGUAUCUACAGUGGAGACUGAGCAGCAGCUGUAAUAAAGAAAGUGUUUUAACUUA